Messenger RNA from Prunus armeniaca (apricot), 1821 nucleotides. Lineage: Eukaryota; Viridiplantae; Streptophyta; Magnoliopsida; Rosales; Rosaceae. The record is from the annotation of a GenBank genome assembly.
AUGGCGAAGCACCCAAGGAUGAUCUUGUACCUUGACAAAGUCCAGGAGUUGUUGAAGGCGUUUCCUACCUUCACCAUCCAACAAGUACCCCGGGCAGAGAACGCACAUGCAGAUGCGCUAGCCAGUCUAGGGUCAGCGUUGGAUACCCAGUUCAGACGCUCCAUCCCAGUCGAACACCUUGACCGGCCAAGCAUUGAAGAGGUAGAGCCAAUCGACACCAUGCGAAUUGACGAAGACCCCAGCUGGCAAGACCCCAUCAUUGACUACUUAGUGAAUGGAAACCUACCCGCGGACAAGUCCGAGGCUAGGAAGGUCCAGCAGAAGGCCGCGAGAUACUACAUGCACGACAACAAGCUCAUCCGCAGAUCAUACUCCGGCCCUCACCUUACCUGCAUAAAAUACCCUCAAACACUUGAGGUCCUCUGCAAAAUUCACGACGGCGAGUGUGGCAACCACUCUGGGGGCAGGUCACUCGCCCAGAAGGCUCUAAACAUAGGCUACUUCUGGCCUACCAUGCGCCACGACUCCGCUGAAUAUGUCAAAAAGUGUGAUCGUUGCCAACGGUACAAGCCGAUUCCUAAUUUGCCUGCCGAAGUUUAUCAUCCGCAAAACAGUCCAUGGCCAUUCAUGCAAUGGGCCAUCGACUUAGUGGGUCCCUUGCCACCGGCGCCCGCCAAGAAAGAAAUGAUGAUCGUCGCCACCGACUACUUCACUAAAUGGAUCGAGGCUGAAGCUCUAUCCUCUACUAAAGAAGCCGAUGUGGAGCGAUUCAUCUGGAGAAACAUCAUAUGCCGAUUUGGCUGCCCACAAUCGCUGGUCACUGAUAAUGGCUCACAGUUCAUUGGCAAGCAUAUCACCGCCUUCUUUGCGAAAUACAAGAUCAAACAACACCUGUCAACUCCGAGGUAUCCACAAGGAAAUGGGCAGGCCGAGGCAUCCAACAAAGUCAUAUUGGACUGCUUGAAGAAGAGGCUAGAAGGCGCCGAAGGAAAAUGGGUGGAUGAACUCCCUGGAGUACUAUGGGCUUAUCGCACCACCAAGCGAAGGUCAACUGGUGAAACCCCAUUCUCCCUCGCCUAUGGGACGGAAGCAAUCAUCCCUCCUCACAUCACAGUCCCCUCUAUAAACCUCGAGGUGGGCAGUGUUGACCAGAACUCCAAGCAAAUGAGGCUCAACCUUGACCUACUUGAGGGCGAACGUGAGAAGACCAUUAUCCGAGUCGCCUCCUACCAGCAGCAGUUGAAGUCGUACUACGACAAAAGAGCUAAGGUCAGACAGUUUCAACCAGGCGACCUCGUGCUAAGAAAGGCUUUCAUCACCGCACCAAGACAAGGGUCGAAAAAGAUGAAUCCCAACUGGGAAGGCCCUUAUGUGAUCAGCCGGUCCGGGGGCAGAGGAAGCUACACAUUGGACACCAUGGAUGGGAAGCAAAUACCACGACAAUGGAAUGUUCACCAUCUCCGAAAUUUCUCAUUCCAAAAUGUCUUAUCUGCCUACAAAACACAAGCAGUUGCCCAUAAGCAGCGUCCUAAGGGAGACGCAGGGCGACGACCAAAGCGUCCUUCGGGAGACGCAGCCCGUAAAAAGCGUCCUAAGGGAGACGCAGGGUGCGCCAGGAAUUUCUUAAAAGGAGGUCUCCAUGCCUUCUGCGGGAAGUAUCCAGGUUCCUAUCCGUUUCCUAAGGGAGGCAGGAUAGACACGCAGUUGCCCAUAAGCAGCGUCCUAAGGGAGACGCAGGGCGACGACCAAAGCGUCCUUCGGGAGACGCAGCCCGUAAAAAGCGUCCUAAGGGAGACGCAGGGUGCGCCAGGAAUUUCUUAA